AAUUUAACCACUGCAUAGUGUCUAGUUUCUGAUGCAUAACCAAACCGGUUUUGUAAUAAUAGUUUUCUGUAAUGUGAUUCAUUUAUGCUAUAAUAUAAACAAAAAUUUAAACACGUUUCUACAGAAGAUAUGGCGGACGCAUCCGCCGAUAUAUCUCUAUCACCGGACAAUGAACUAAAUGUAGAAUGGACAGACACAUUAUUCACCAACAUAAAAGACGAUUUACCAAAGAUCUGUAAAUAUGAAGGUCAGCUUCCUCAAGGGUUGAAACUAUACUCACAGCAACCGGUGCUGUUGUACAGAUGGUACCAUAAGAGGAAGGGGGAAGUCCGGACUAUAUACCGAGAUACGACUGGACCUUACUAUGAAGUCGGUCAAACGUUACAGAUACCAGAGGAUUUUGAAGGUUGGUUUGAGCUUGUGCCACCAGAUUUUGGACGUGUGAAGUAUUAUGAAUCUAUUGAAGAAGUAUCCAAGACAAUGCCAAUGAAAUUUUUCACUCGGACUAACUUAACAGGCAUAUGUGUAGGUAACUCUGGUGAAAGCGAACAGACAUAUGUUCAACGUAAGAUUCCAGCUGGAACAGUCCUAAAGGUAGAAAGCACUUUCAAGGCAAAAUGGCGGACAUGUGCAGAGACGGGGGUCUUGAAAAAGAAACAAAAAGAGUGGACUUCACGUGAAAUACAAUAUCUCAAAUGCAUAGAUAACAAAGAACAAGAAAUAUUGAUACCUUUCACGGCAAAAGGAAAAUUCCAUCCAGUAUAUCAAAAUGGGAGUUCCGACAGCAAAUGUCUUUUCAGAAUGAAAGAUAUAUUGACCAAUUUAACGUUGCCUGUGAAGGUUAGGAUUAUUUAUGGAAAACCCCCUGUAGUACCUUGUAUUUUUACUGGUAUGUUGGUUAUAAAGAGACGUAUAACUGAAGAUGUGUUUGUUGGUAGUACUAUAACAUUUAAGAGGCAUGCACUUUUUGAACUUCCAGCAUACAAUGACGUGAAAAUUUUCAUGGCUAAAUCCGAAGAACAGUUUGUAGAUAUGAAGACAUAUAAAGAUGCUAAACAGCUUUGUCAGAAAUACUCAGAUUCUUACAGUUCGCUAAUUAAAUUGUCUCCUAAAUUAGACACGGAUCAUCAAAUGAUACAACAUAUUCCAACGGAAAAAACGAAACAAAGACACGAAAGUCUGAAAACUCUUGAUCUUAUAACAAAUAUAAGCCUUACUGACGAUGAACCCAGAUCACAGUUCAUGGAAAGUUCAAGUGACGACACAGUUUCAGAACAGUCUCUUACGUUGGGAACGCUGGUCGAACUUAAAGAAUUUUCAAAUAGGACAUCUAUGAUGUGUUGAAUUUUAUUGAGUUGACCGAAUCUUGCCUUUUCAACUAGCGUACUAUUUCCGGUGAUAAUAAGGAAGUUUAGAAAUAUUUAUUGUUUGAAAUUGUAAAGUCUAGUCAUUUUUUUUUUAUUUGAAGUAAAGCGAAUCUUAUAUAAAUCAUUUCCUUUUUCCAGUAAUCUACUAUGGGACGUAUUCCGUUUAUGAAUUUAUGGGUUACUGUAUACCUCACGUGUAAAUUUACAUGCUACAAAUGUUGCACAGACGUGGCUUGCGGUAUAUCGUAUCGUCACAUAUAAAAACUAUUAAGCAACACAGCUUACUGAAUCACGACAUUGGACAUGGCUUCUAUACAUACUGUCAUGAAGCUUUAUAUAAAUAUAUCUCUUUCAAUUUUGAAAUUAAUGAGUGUUUGUUUGGAGUUAAGAGACUAUAUUUAUUUCAAUAGAGCUGGUAUACUAUAUAUGUAUCAAAAUUCCAUCAACGACUUCAUGCAAUAGCACAUAAUGUGUCAGCUAUAUCUCGACCAAAGGAUUUUUUUUAUAAUUUAAUUGCCUCAGGAAUUAUUAGAAAAAAAAUAUUUGCAGUGAGAUUGUAAAGUUCUCAAUGUACAUGUCAAUAAACUAGCGAUUGUC
This is a messenger RNA of Mytilus californianus (California mussel), 1964 nucleotides long. RefSeq lists its product as uncharacterized. The transcript is spliced from 2 exons. Lineage: Eukaryota; Metazoa; Mollusca; Bivalvia; Mytilida; Mytilidae. The record is from RefSeq and is a predicted model, not a curated record. The coding region runs from base 130 to 1344 and encodes 404 amino acids.